Messenger RNA from Phytomonas sp. Hart1, 2014 nucleotides. The record is from the annotation of a GenBank genome assembly. Lineage: Eukaryota; Euglenozoa; Kinetoplastea; Trypanosomatida; Trypanosomatidae.
GAAGGGUGCUACAGAACGUGGAACAUGGAAAGAGUCAACAAACCCUCAAGAAAUAUACAGAAUAAACGCCAUUUUCCUUUCAUUAGCUUAUUAUUCACUGUACAGAUCAAACUCUUCAAUGAAACAUAAAUUAUCCUUUUAUUAUCUUAAAUGACUCAAACAACUACAAUAUUUCCAUCGGUAUAGGUCCUCUGAUGUUCAUUAGCCCUGUGCCAUAUAGAGCAGUUGGAACUCUGGGUAGUCCACCGUGGAUGCGAAUUUGAUGCAGGUACGCAUAGCACACCAUCACUGAGGUCAAAAAAAUCAUUCCAUUGUGCGCGUAUUUAUUCCUUAUAUAGUGAACAAUUUAUGGGGUUGUUGUUUUUUAUGAGAAUUAGUAAUUUUGGCACAUACUAGGUCACCAGAGGUCUUCAUGUUUGCUAAAGAAAUUACGGCUUGAAUCAACACGGAAUGGAAAGUUCAUGACUCAAGAAAUCAUAGAAGAAAAGCAAGACGCGCACUCGAAAGUGUUAUGACAUAAACACGUCUCUCAUGGAAAUAUUUACACAAUGUCUAAAUAAAUACAUCAAUGAUGGAACAACAUAUGCUUGUUGUUCAGGAAUGUAGUGCUCUGAAGAAGAGAUACAUGAUGCUUGGGACAAUAUUUGACGUUAGCACCAGUAACCAGAUAAAGGGGAAAUGACUCACAUCAGUCAAAAGUAAUGAAGAAUCACCGACCUUUUUGUUCGCACUAGUUCUGGUGUUGCCUGUAGUUAACUGCAACACUAAGACACUUCUUGAAUGUUGUAAUGUUUUAGAUUUGAUGACAAAGGUUGCCUUCCGAAAGGUCUAUCCGUAAGAGUUGUGACAUCAGUGUUUGUGCAUCAAUCCCUUGUGUGCUACAUCCCCAAGUGGGGAUGCGGUAUGCAUUUUUAUGUCACUUACUAAAUAUAUUUUUUUCCAACUCUUGUGUACUUUGAAAUAUUGAUACUGAAAUUCUUUACAAAAAAAAAUAUUAGACGUACGACUCCCGAUAAUUUUAUUUAUCAUUCAUUGUUGUCCUAACCCUAUUAGACGAAGUGCAUCUACAGGCAUAGCAAACACAUAAAAAAGGUAUUCUUAUUAGGUCUUACGACGUGUGUCGAUGUCUUUGGCCUCGGAGCGGUUAGACACCACGCGGGAACUCGUUCCCCUGCGUCGUUAUGUCUGCCUCCCUGGGGACCCGGUGUUGGCGGUGCGCCCAGGCGCCAUAGUCGCGAUUGAAGGAAACCUAAGGUGCCUGAACGAGCCUUUCCAUCCGGAGCCCGAACGCAUUUUGGUCUCGGAAAUCUGCGCCGCAGUGGAUCGCCGGUCCUACCCAUCCCAUCCCCACAUACCUUGCUAUUCCAUCCAGUCCCCUGCCGCGCGUCGGUACGUAUGGAAGGAGGGGGACCCUGUCGUAGCGACCAUCCUGCGCCGGGUGGGAUCCCAAGGCUAUCAAUGCCAUAUUGAUGGCCAUUACGUGGCCUAUCUCGAUGCCCUGGCCUUUGACGGGGCCACAAAGAAAAGCCGACCACGGCUAGAGGAAGGGGACAUUGUCUACGCCUACGUCCACAACCGCAUGUCGGACGAAGGGAAGGGUGCGGCCCGGGUGGAGAACCUUUCCGAGGUGCAGCUAUCCUGUGCGGCAGCCGAAGUGGGGCUCAUUCCGAAUGACUGGACGACAGGAAAAAGCGUCUUUGGUCAACUGCGAGGCGGACGUGUCCUGACGCUGCCGCUGCCCUACGUCCAUGGCCUCAUGACGGCACCCCCUGUAGACUCAAUCCCUGCCUCACACCUCAUCUCGGCUAUCGGGGCACGAGUCCCAUUUGAGAUCUGCACAGGGGCUAAUGGACGGGUGUGGGUGAAGGGGCUCCCAAGUGAAGUGGACCCAACAGCGGAGACACGCCGCACGGUGGCGGUUUGCGCCUGUCUGACGGAAGCCCAAUACGAUAAUACGCGAGAAGAAAUCGAUGCGCGUGUUGAGGCCUUUUUCCCAGCCUCCGAUUCUAAAUGA